This is a messenger RNA of Jaculus jaculus (lesser Egyptian jerboa), 3222 nucleotides long. RefSeq names its product golgin subfamily A member 2-like. NCBI's taxonomy places the organism in Eukaryota, Metazoa, Chordata, Mammalia, Rodentia, Dipodidae. Gene Ontology annotation, biological process: Golgi organization; spindle assembly. Bases 1835 to 2872 code for a protein of 345 amino acids. The record is from RefSeq and is a predicted model, not a curated record. The transcript has 19 exons. Gene Ontology annotation, cellular component: cis-Golgi network; Golgi apparatus; Golgi cisterna membrane.
CGGGCCUGCGCGCCGCCCCUGGAGCGUGGCCCCGGGCAGCGGCAAAGUGACCCGGUUCCCGGCGGUGAAGUCUGCGGUGGGAUCUCUCAGGCUAAGGUACAGGUAGUCCAGUCCCUGGCAGCCUCCAGGAAGCAAGCUGCAGAAAAUCCUGUGGUCCCCCCAAAUGGCAGAACACCCAUGAGGAAGAAGAUGGACAUUCCUGAAGGGGAAACAGUGACCCCUCGGCAAAGAAGUGGAUGUGCCGCCUCCCCAACAACUGGCUCGCAGAAAACCCUGUUCUCCACAGCACAGGUGGUGCGGAGGGAAGGACCAGGCCUGCUGCUUCCUCCCUAGGGGUUGAGGGGAUGAUGAGCAUCGGAGGACCCAGAAACCUCUCCUGGCCACCAGAGAAAAACCACACUGAGUCUCGGGAGACCUCUCCAAGCAGGAAAUCAACUUUAUUGUUACAGACGCGUACCACAUGGACUGCAUGGACUUGAUCCUCUUCCUGUAUGAAAAGACCUGGCAGGAGUGCCUGCUGCAUGUGCGAGAAUGCAAGAACUCCUUUGAGGCUUUGGCUAAGCAGACAAAGUGGCAGAGCUUCGACCUCUUCACAUACUUCCCGUGGUCUGUGCAGCUGUGGGAAGAGCACCAGCGCGCACUGUCGAUGCAAGAGGGGGAGCUGGAGAAGAGGAAGGGACACCAACGGCAGAAGACCCACCUGGAGAGCCCGAAGCCAAAGAAGAGCAUAUCCUAAAAAGAUUGCAGAUACCGAAGAAAAGGAAAGAGGCUCAACUGGAAAUGAACAGAGCUGAAGGAAGCUUAAGUCAAGAGUCAGGUUCUGAUAGGCCAGCUGAAGAGAGAGAAGAAAAAGGUCAAGAAACAGACUCCUCCAUAGCCUAAGCGGGGUUGAGCCAUCCGGACCUGUUCCCGUGGUUUGUUGAGAUGAAGGAGUCCAGAGAAGAUGGUGUGCAAGAACCAGAAGAAACGCAGGGAGAAAGAGAGAAUGCCUUAGAACCAUACCGCGUCCUGGAAAUUGUGAGGAUUAUAAAAGGGCAAGAAGAGAAAGAGGAGGAGAAAAAUGAGAAGAAAGAAGAGAAGGAAGAAAAACAGGAGGAGGAAGAAGAAGGGCAAGAGAAGGAGGAAGAAAUAAAAGAGGAGGAAGAGCAGAGAGAAGAGGAGGACAAGAAGGAAGAUCAAGAGAAUUUAUACAAGGAUCAAGGAUGAAGAACCUGAAGUAGACAGUCAUUCCAUGGCGUAAUCAGAACUCACCUCCCUUAAAUGGUGGAACCACAGGGAGAGUCCAGAUGUGGAACCAUACAUCGUGACCACGGAUAGGCCAUCUGUACCCAAAAGAAGAACAGGUGUGGGAGCAAUGUGAGGGCAUGUGGCAAGAUCCAAUUUUCAAACUGAUAGAUUAAAUGCAUCUCUGCAGCAGCUUCCGAGCAAGAUAGAAUAGUGUCGAGACCGAACAGGAGAGAAAGCCGAUCACACGGCACCCCAAGUACUGCUGAAUGGAAAGAAAGUACCUGAUGCUGGGGACCAGCCUCCUCCUCAGGCUGAGAAUUUCACCGGAAAGAGAAACACCCCAUCACCAGGCCUGAAUGCACGCAUGAAACCUUUGACCAGUGUGCUGAGCACAUCAGCAGCAACACCCUAGAGUAUCAGCCAGGCAGAUGACUACCACAUCUCCUGCCUUCCUCCCAGAGAGCACACUGCUCCUGCACCAGCCGCUGAUGAUCCUGCGUGUCCUGGUGGUGUUCCUUGUCCCGAGGGCGAUCUCAGUAGUGUGGCCUCAGCUCAGUGUCCUGAGGUCAGUAGAGAGAGAGAGGCCCUCAAGCUGGAGCUGGACAAGAUGAAAAAAAUUAACAACGAGCUGAACCAGGCCAAAUGUGAUCUGGAGAAGAAAUGUGAAGAUCUGACAGCUGAGAAAGCUGCUGUGGUAUUUCAGGUGGAGGAGCUGCAGCAGCAGGUCCAUCAGAAGAGCCAAGAGGUUCAGGAUCUGCAGCAGCAGAGGGAGCAGUGCCUGGCCCUCAAGCACAGAUAUGCAGCGGCCUUUCAGCAGCUCCGGGUGGCCUGUCAGCAGCUCAAGUUUGAAAACUACACCCUGCACGAACAGUUUGCACCUCAGGGCCUGAUUGGGGACCAGCUGAAGUAUACGGUGGCCCAAACCAGGGUGGCAGCUGACAUUGCAGAGACUGAUCUUGUUGUGACAGACACCCUAUGUAGUGGAGACAGCAUGGUGGAUCAGAAGAGCCAGGAGGCUCGUGAUCUUGAGGAGCAGCUGCACCAGUGCCUGACCCACCUGCAGCGCUAUGAAGGGUGCCACCCGCAGCUCCGGGCUGCCUAUGAUCGCCUCAGAGGUGAGCAGGAGGCGCUGCACAGGCAGUUGGUGCUGCAGAGCCAGCACGUGGUCCUGCUGCAGCACAGCGAGGCCCAGGCCAAGAUGGAGGCCCAGAGAGCCCAGCAGGAACUGCAGGAGGCGCAGACUCAAAUCACGAUGCUCGAAGCAUGCGUCCUGGAGCUGAAGGAGCUCAUGGAGGACGUCUACCAUAAGUGUGUGCUGCUCUCUGCAGAGUCCGACAGCACUGGAGAUUACACUGCCAUCACUCAGCACCAGAGGGCAUCGAUGAAGGCACAUGCCAUAGAAAAAGAGAAUUGCAUUAGUGUUCUGAAGCAGGAGGAGGAGGAGAUGCAGAUCAAGUUGUCGGCGCGGCAGCAGCUCGGACCAAGACAGGAAAAGAAGGGUUGGUGGAAGUUCUUUGGAUCCCUCCUGAAUACUGCUAAUCAGCCCACUCCAGGGCUCCCAGGAACCCAGGAUGGCAGCACUUCUGACCAACAUGGUAGAACACCUGGAAGGCAUGGGCCAGGAGAAUCUGCCAGGCCAAAUUGAUACCGGCCAGAACCGCCUCAGCUCCUGUGACAAGCCCUGUAUCCCUUUUUUCUACAAGGAUUAUGAUAUUAUUAUUAUUUAAAAGCUUCCUGCAGGACAGCCCUAAACCUGGAGUGGGAUCACAGGCCCAGCACUCUCCAUCCACCUCUGGUCAUCUCAGAGGACGAUCACCAUACUCAUGGGCCUCUACACAAAACCAGGCAAGGCAGCGUGGAUUGGGGCUGUUCAAGCUUUUACCUUCUGCAGCAGGGAUGACCCCUGUAGGAAAGCAUAUUUUGGGGCAUCUCUCUGAUGUAUCUUCCAUGCUAUCAUUUCAUUAUCAAUAAAUAGACUUAAUCAUCCUGCUGGUC